This is a messenger RNA of Phialemonium atrogriseum, 1704 nucleotides long. Its product is annotated as putative prolyl-tRNA synthetase protein. Gene Ontology annotation, biological process: prolyl-tRNA aminoacylation. Gene Ontology annotation, cellular component: cytoplasm; aminoacyl-tRNA synthetase multienzyme complex. Gene Ontology annotation, molecular function: ATP binding; proline-tRNA ligase activity. Bases 1 to 1704 code for a protein of 567 amino acids. The record is from RefSeq and is a predicted model, not a curated record. NCBI's taxonomy places the organism in Eukaryota, Fungi, Ascomycota, Sordariomycetes, Cephalothecales, Cephalothecaceae. The transcript has 15 exons.
AUGGAAGAUGCACAAGGGCCAUCGAAGAGCGCGCUGAAGAAGGCCGAAAAGCAGGCGAAGAUGGCUGCUGCCAAAGCCGAGAAAGCGGCCGCGCGAGCUACCACAGUCCCCAUCGUUGGAGGAGGCGGCGCCAAGAAGGGCGACGAGUCCAAGGAGAUCAUCGGCAUGACUGUCUCGAAGGAAGUCAACUUCAGCCAGUGGUACCACGACCUGGUGAUCAAGGCUGAGCUUGUGGAAUACUAUUCCGAGAUUUCCGGCUUUUUCAUCCUCCGACCGGCCGCAAUGCAUAUCUGGAACGUCAUCCGCGCCUGGUUCCAGGAGAGGAUCCAAGACAUGGGGGUCGAAGAGACGAACUUCCCCAUGUUUUUGUCUUCCAAAUCACUGGAAAAGGAGAAGGAACACGUGGAAGGAUUUGCUCCUGAGCUGGCAUGGGUAACCAAGGCGGGAGACAAAGACUUGGAGGUCCCCGUCGCGGUCCGCCCUACCUCAGAAGCAGUCAUGUACCCUUAUUACUCGAAGUGGAUUCGAUCGCAUCGGGACCUCCCCUUCCGGUUGAAUCAAUGGAACUCAGUUGUCCGGUGGGAAGCGAAACAAACAACGCCAUUUCUGAGAACGAGAGAGUUCCUCUGGCAGGAAGGGCACACUGCCCAUCUUAGCGAGGCACUUGCUGAGAAGGAAGUGCUCGAAAUCCUGGAGCUUUACGCCGGCGUCUAUGAGCAAUUGCUGGCUGUUCCUGUCGUGCGCGGCAAAAAGACUGAAAACGAAAAAUUCGCCGGCGGGUACUGGACAUCAACUUGCGAGGCUUACAUCCCGACAAAUGGUCGCGGGAUCCAGGGGGCGACAUCUCACAAGAUGUUUGACAUUACAGUGGAGGACCCAGAGAAGAAGGGCGAAAAGAUAUUCGUUUGGCAGAAUUCCUGGGGCUUGUCAACCCGUGUCAUUGGCGUCAUGGUCAUGUUGCACGGAGAUGAUAAGGGCCUCGUCCUUCCCCCCCGAGUGACUAAGAUCCAGGCAAUCUUGAUUCCUGUCGGCCUGACCGCCAAGAUGAACCCUGAAGAUCGAGCAAACCACAUGAAGCAAGUCGACGAGCUCAGGGCAUCUUUGAGGAAAGCCAAGGUUCGUGUCGAAAUUGAUGAUCGUGAUGGCUAUUUUGAGACCUCGACUGCUAACCGCAUCGUCAACACCAGUACGCCCGGCUUCAAAUUCGCAGAUUGGGAAAUGAAAGGCAUCCCCCUGCGCCUCGAGUUCGGGCCCAAGGACGCCGCUGCCUCGGUCGUAACCUAUGCUCGCCGCGACACGGGCUCCAAGGGAACGAUCCCCAUUGCCGAGCUCGCCACGCAGGUCCCCGCGCUGCUCGAGACGAUCCAGCAGGACAUGUACAACAAGGCGGAUGCGUCUUUCAAGUCCCAUCGGCUAAUCCUACGAGACUGGGCGCAGGUCGUCCCUGCCCUGGACUCGCGCAACGUGGUGCUCAUCCCCUUUUGCGAGGAGCCCGCAUGUGAGGAGCGGAUCAAGGAAUUGACAAAGAGCGAUGAGAAUCAGGAACUUGGACCAGAUGGCUUGAGGCAGCCAAGCAUGGGCAUGAAGAGCUUGUGCAUCCCGUUCGAGCAGCCCGAUGGUCUCGUCCAAGGCGAGACAAAGUGCCUGAAUCCGGAAUGCGAGCGGCUCGCGAAAUCGUGGGUCAUGUUCGGUCGCAGCUAUUAG